AUGGUACUAGUUAAGCGUUGCAUCUUGAACCCAUUUAAACUUUGUUGGGCACGUUUAAAGAAUUAUGUUCGGCAACAGAAUGUACAUUUCAAUCUGAAUGAUAUUCAACAACUUUGUAACGAAUGCUUAUCAGUAUGUGGUCUUGAACAUGCUGCUGGCUAUUUUGCACAUGUUGAUAAACAUGAAGAAAUAUGUAAAGCUGCAGAAAAAAAUGCUGAAGAAUUAGAAAAUGAUUUGAUCGAUAGUGACAAUAAUAUUGACCACAAUGCAUUAAAUAAUGAUGAUGAUGACGAUGAUGAUGAUAAUGAACGUGAUGAGUGA
This is a messenger RNA of Rotaria sp. Silwood2, 321 nucleotides long. The record is from the annotation of a GenBank genome assembly. NCBI's taxonomy places the organism in Eukaryota, Metazoa, Rotifera, Eurotatoria, Philodinida, Philodinidae.